Striga hermonthica is the source of this 502-nucleotide messenger RNA. The record is from the annotation of a GenBank genome assembly. NCBI's taxonomy places the organism in Eukaryota, Viridiplantae, Streptophyta, Magnoliopsida, Lamiales, Orobanchaceae.
GACAGCUGACGAGCGAGACCAGCUGACUUGGGAUCAGCUUAAGGGGAUUUUAGAGGCCAAGUACUACCCUCGCCACUUUCGCGAGAGGAUGGAGCGAGAGUUCUAUGACUUGCUUCAGGGAGACCGCUCGGUUGAGGAGUACGAACGGGAGUUCGCUCGUAAGAGCACCUUUGCACGCCAUCUUGUGGACACCGACGACAAGAAGGCCUCCCUUUUUCGCAAUGGCCUGACCAGAGACCUUCGAGUGCUUGUAGCCAGCCAUGGCUAUUUGACUUAUGCUGAGACCGUUGAGCGGGCUCAGCAGAUUGAGGCAUCCCAGCUGCUAGACACUCCUGCACAGCCACUAGCUCAAGUGGCACCACUAGCCAGACAGCCAGCUGCCAUCCAGCCAGCCCUGCCAGCGCCACCUCAGCAGGCGCAACACCGACACAAGAGGAAGUGGAGAGGUCGCGAUUAUAGGAGGAACCGUCGACGAGGAGCCCCAACACAGGCAGCACCACCA